This is a messenger RNA of Tricharina praecox, 1903 nucleotides long. Its product is annotated as homoserine O-acetyltransferase. Gene Ontology annotation, biological process: L-homoserine metabolic process. Gene Ontology annotation, molecular function: L-serine O-acetyltransferase activity; homoserine O-acetyltransferase activity. Bases 118 to 1602 code for a protein of 494 amino acids. The record is from RefSeq and is a predicted model, not a curated record. The transcript is spliced from 2 exons. Lineage: Eukaryota; Fungi; Ascomycota; Pezizomycetes; Pezizales; Pyronemataceae.
AUUUGCAAUUCGACCUGCGCACCAGCACUCGCCAUUCAAUAGUGUCGGCGCACCCCGCGUCAUGAAACCCUCCUACAGCUCUCGUCCUGCUGCACUUGGGAUGCAAACAACGGCACCAUGAAUCGCCUAAUCACACUGUGUCGGACGGCGUCCCGGACCACCAUCCGGUCUCGGUCAACACCAACCGCAACCCUCCGGGCCCAAGCAGCAAUCUUUAGUAGGCAGCAGACGCGGUUCAACAGCAAUGCAUCGUCGAACCCGCCGAUGGCGUUCCCGUGUCUCGACGCGAUCGAGUCGCGGACCCGCCAGCUCGAGACUCGCUUCUCGACCGAGGGUCCCGAGCCCUCGUACACCACCGGCGCACACGAGAAGUGGACAUCCCAGUCGCCGAUUCUCCUCGACAACGGCGGGGUGCUGAGCGAGUUCACGAUCGCCUACGAGACGUGGGGGACGAUGAAUGCGGACCGGUCGAAUGUCAUCCUGCUGCACACCGGACUGUCGGCGUCGUCGCAUGCGCAUUCCACACCGAGCAACGCGAGCCCCGGCUGGUGGGAGAAGUUCAUCGGGCCUGGCUGCGCGCUCGAUACCGAUCGCUUCUUUGUCAUCUGCACAAAUGUGCUCGGCGGGUGCUAUGGCUCCACGGGACCGUCCAGCAUCGACCCUGCCGACGGAGAGAUCUAUGCCACUAGGUUUCCGAUCAUCACCAUCACCGAUAUGGUCACGGCGCAGUUUCGAUUGCUGGAUGCCCUCGGCAUCGAGAGGUUGUAUGCCAGUGUCGGUGCGAGUAUGGGCGGGAUGCAGAGCCUGGCGGCCGGUGUGCUGUUCCCGGAACGUGUAGGAAGGCUCGUGAGCAUCAGCGGGUGUGCGCGGAGUCAUCCGUACAGCAUUGCCAUGCGGUACACUCAACGGCAAGUUCUGAUGGCGGAUCCCAAUUGGAACCGCGGGUUCUACUACGGAAGAGUCCCACCGCACUCGGGAAUGAAGCUAGCACGUCAAAUCGCCACCGUUACCUACCGAUCAGGCCCCGAGUGGGAACAGCGCUUCGGCCGCGAACGAGCAGACCCCUCGCAGCCACCGGCUCUCUGUCCCGACUUCCUGAUCGAAACUUACCUCGACCAUGCCGGAGAGAAGUGGUGUCUACAGUACGACGCCAACUCGCUGCUCUAUGUCUCGAAGGCCAUGGACCUCUUCGACCUUGGCGCGAAGUCCCAAUCUCGCACCAAAGCCCGUAGAACGGAGAACGAAUCGAAGCUGUCAUCGGAUGUCCCCAAAGACGAUCCACAAUGCAGCCUCACCCUCCCGGCCAAACCAUACGAGGAGAAGCCCAGGAGCCCCGCUGUUCCUACCACCAACCCGCCCCAGGAUCUGAUCGACGGCUUGGGGGCGCUUCGGUCUCACCCAACGUUGAUUCUCGGUGUCACUAGCGAUAUCCUGUUCCCUGCCUGGCAGCAGCGGGAGAUCGCGGAUGCCUUAAGACUGGGCGGCAACAGGAGCGUCACCCAUAUGGAGCUGGGCGAGGAUGUUAGUUUGUUUGGACACGACAGCUUCUUGUUGGAUCUGGAACAUAUCGGAGGCAGUGUAGGAAGGUUUUUGGAGAAGUAGCUAGGGGAGUGAAGUGGCUGUUAGACCGUGUACUGGACUCGUGACCUGUAGGAGGCGGGGGGCGGAGGGGCGGAGGUACGGGACCGGGUGUGAUUUGCGGCGUGAUUGUGGCCAUUGUACUCGGUGAACUGGACUGUACCUACCUACUAUACCUACCAUAGAGCAAGAGAUACCUCCUUGGAUUGCGAUUGCGCGGCAGCUGUCUAUCAGUCAGGGGCUGGAGCCGAUCCGUUGUGUCUGGGCCGGGUCCGUAGUCGUAUAACUAUGUCCAUCAGCGCGCACAUGACGAUGCCCUAUGAAU